AUAGCACGGGACUACACCCAGGCGCUGUCUCUCAGUUCGUCGGCUUUCUUUCCUGCCCGAGCUGAGAUUUCAUACAAGCCAACGAGCCGGACACCGGAGGAGACGCCAAAAAGCCUUCGUCCACACGACCUUUGCUAGACCUUUAGCACUUGUAGCGCUGAAUCUACUCCAGUCGGUGUAAUACGUCCUAUUAUUUCAAAUAAAAAUGUCUUGGCAAAGCUACGUGGAUAACCUGAUGGCUGAUGGCAGCUGCCAGGAUGCCGCCAUUGUUGGAUACACUGACGCCAAAUAUGUCUGGGCAUCGUCAGAGGGUGGUACGUUUAGCGGUAUAACGCCUGAUGAAAUUGAUGUCAUUGUUGGUAAAGACAGAGAGGGCUUCUUCACCAGUGGACUGACUCUAGGCAAGAAGAAGUGCUCUGUGAUCAGAGACAGCCUUCAGGUGGAGGGAGACUGGACAAUGGACAUCAGGACAAAGAGCCAUAAUGGAGAGCCGACAUACAAUGUUUCCAUAGGCAGAGCUGGCAAAGUGUUGGUUAUAGUGAUGGGAAAGGAAGGUACCCAUGGAGGAUCGCUCAACAAGCAAGCAUAUAUCAUGGCUGAUUACCUGAGGAAAGUUGGAUACUAAAGCAUCCCCUUCUCAUCCACACAGCAGCUCACUUUAAAACACUACAACACACUACAAACCCAGUCAUCUUCCCCUAGCCUCUUCCUUGCCCCCUUUUAGUCAACAUGACAACACUACCAGAAACAGUUAGUAGAUUUAUUGUCUCUAUCAAAGUCUGUUAAUUUCCUGAAGUUUUUUUUUUUUGUUUUGUUGUUGUUGUAUGCUCAUUGUUCUCUAAUUUUCUGAGUUUUGACAUGUUUUUUUGUGCCACAGUAAAUCAAGCAUGUUGGUUUUAUGAAGGUUCAAUGACAAACACUAAUGUACAUACAAUAGGUGUAAAAUGAAGAAUUAAAAAAAAAACUUGGACGACCCAGAAUUUGUGUAAGUUCACAAGUCCAUGAAGUGACUAUAUUGUCCAAUUUGUUUUCCCUUAGGCACUGCUAAUGAUCCAGCUUAAGAUAGAUUGAUGCCUCUCAAGUGCUUUGAGUCCUUGCUGAGCUCUUAUGGUCUUCCUUGUAUACAGCAUGUCCAGGAUGGAAAAAAGUGCAUGCAUAUCUUUUAGGUCAAUAUCAUCAUCAUUUCCAGUAACAUUACCACCUUGUCUCAGCUUUGAAAACGAAGUUAGCCAAUCAAAUAACACUUUCUUAUUGUUUUUAAUCUGUUCUUGGUUUGACCCUGAGCUAAUUCGAUGAGCACCUUCAGCCCCUAACCCCGUGAACUGCAUCGCCCCUGCCCCAGCUGCUUACACACUACCUUUUUAAUUUGAAUACCUUCCGUAAAAUGCUUUUGCUGUUGUAUUUGGAUGUGGUCUUGUAAGUCAUUGGUCUAAUGUUGGAAUAUUUUGAGUAUGGUGGCAGAUCAGCAUUUACAAGGUUUGGGUUAAGUUGUUUCCCCAAGAGCCUUUGCAUCCCGGACUCUUUAUGGACAUUCCACCACUAACAACAGCUCAGGCACUUAAUACUUGUUGUUUGCCAGUUUCUUUUGUUUGUUUGUUUCUCUCAAGAAGUGUUGCCAUCCCAAUGUUCAGUCCAUUUCACUUUGGGUUCUCCAAUAGGACCAAUGUUUUUGUUUGUUUUUUGCAUCCAAAGGGAUUAACAGAAUUGCUCCAAACUGUUGUCGUAAAGGAGGAUGACUGCUAGUUUCAUCUGUUUUUGACUAUAAAACACAAUUUUCAACACCUAUACAAAUACACAAUAUCAUCUCGAGCUCAUUUCUACUAAACACCAAUGCUAAGUUCAUUGACAAAAGAAAAAACUACCUGAACACUAUUCAUGAAUGUCUUGAAUCGAUGAAAUGGCAGUCUUGUUCACGUCAUCACAAAUUUCUUAAACCCUUUUAACCUGUUAUUUUCAAAACAUACAUAAUUUGGACGUCAUUGCCUUGUAAACUAAAUUGCGAUGUAUCAAACUGUCAUAGCACGGUACAAAUGCUUCAUUAAAUAGACAAAAAACAUUUAAUUGUGUACACUAACUUUUUGGGAUUUGGUGGUAUUAGUUGGAAAAAGACCACUAGUCUAAGUCAGUUGUAUUGUGGAAACUUGUUAAAUAAAGCUGUGUAUCCUGUGCCAUAAUGUAGAUCUGAUCUGUUGCUACUGUGAGAUGGGUUUUAAUUGCUGCCGUGUAAGGAGUCAAACCUUCUGUGGCUUCUCUGAGGUUAUGAAGUCAAACUCCAGGGCUUUUGGAAAAUGUACAGAUUAAAGAAACAUUAAUUCAUGUCUGGUUUUCUCAGUUUUUAAAUUUGCCCAACUGAUAUUCAGCUCCAUUUGCGUGGAAUGAGAAUUAAUGUCAUGGUUAAACCCCCUUGUUUACAGACAGAUCAAAUAAACUUAUUCCAAUCAGAAA
Messenger RNA from Danio aesculapii, 2445 nucleotides. RefSeq names its product profilin 2a (gene pfn2a). Bases 206 to 625 code for a protein of 139 amino acids. Gene Ontology annotation, cellular component: cytoplasm. The record is from RefSeq and is a predicted model, not a curated record. Gene Ontology annotation, molecular function: actin binding. The transcript has 3 exons. Lineage: Eukaryota; Metazoa; Chordata; Actinopteri; Cypriniformes; Danionidae. Gene Ontology annotation, biological process: actin cytoskeleton organization; regulation of actin filament polymerization; positive regulation of actin filament bundle assembly.